UUGGGGGGGGGGGCGAGGGGGUCAUCAACAAGAACGAAUUUUGUAUGGAGAAGUGUACGCAAAGAUGUUGCAGUAGUGUGCGCCAUCCCCUCUCCUAAAGAUUUCCUUUCCCCCCUCCUCCCUUUGCUCAUCCUUAAGAGCCAAAUGAUGUGGCCCCCCUGCUGCUCCUUCCUGACUCAGUAUACCCACCACCACCUGGUCGCCUUCCUCCUGACCUUCUUUAGCUAUGUCUUGCUGCACGCUUCACGUAAAACAUUCAGUAAUGUGAAAGUGAGCAUCUCUGCACAGUGGACUCCUUCAGUGCAGAAUGGCAGCUUGCCUGCCUUUUCUCCCAGGGAGCUGUGGGAGGAGAACAGGAUGUUUGCUGACACUGGGGAGGCUACGUUGUUCCUGGGUGCCUUGGACACCAUUUUCCUCUUCUCUUAUGCUGUGGGUUUGUACAUCAGUGGGGUGAUAGGAGACCGCCUGGACCUUCGAUUUGUUCUCUCCUUUGGCUUGUGUGGUUCUGCUGUUGUGGAGUUUGUGUUUGGCACGCUGACAGAAUGGCUACACUUGUAUAACGUGUACUUCUACUGCUGUCUGUGGGUGUUGAAUGGUCUGCUGCAAUCUGCAGUAUGGCCCAGUGUGGUGGCUGUCAUGGGCAACUGGUUUGGUAAAUCUGGCCGAGGUUUUGUGUUCGGCCUUUGGAGUGCCUGUGCAUCGGUGGGGAAUAUUCUGGGUGCGUUCCUGGCUUCCAGUGUGCUCAAGUAUGGCUAUGAGUAUGCUUUUCUGGUGACAUCAGUGGUGCAGUUUGCAGGUGGGGUGGUGGUGUUUUUUGGCCUGCUCACAUCCCCAAAGGAAGUGGGUCUGUGUGAAGGCUCUGCAACAGAUCUGAGAGCAGUGGAAAAAGACACUGACAGCCACCGGCCACUCAUGAGCGAUGACGAAGAGGACAGUGAAGAUGUGGUGUGUGAUGGGGGAUACUACUCUGUACAACAGCAGGAUGAAGAACCUAAGCCUCAAACCAAAGCCAUCAGCUUCUUCGAGGCUUUUUGCCUGCCUGGAGUCAUUCCUUACUCCCUUGCCUAUGCUUGUCUGAAGCUGGUGAACUACUCCUUCUUCUUCUGGCUGCCCUUCUAUCUAAGCAACAACUUUAGCUGGAAGGAGGCAGAGGCAGACCGCCUGUCUGUGUGGUACGAUGUGGGAGGGAUCAUUGGGGGAACAGUGCAGGGUUUGAUAUCUGAUUUCCUGGGAAAGAGAGCUCCUGUGCUGUGUGUCAGUCUGCUGCUAGCAAUGGGAGCUUUAGUGGGAUACAGCCACUCUUCAAAUGACCAAGUAGUGAAUGGAGUACUUCUAGCAGUUACCGGAUUCCUCAUUGGUGGUCCAUCAAAUAUGAUAAGCUCGGCAAUCUCAGCUGACCUUGGCAGGCAGGAAGCUCUAAGGAUGAGUCAGGAUGCCUUGGCCACUGUUACUGGCAUAGUGGAUGGAACUGGCAGCAUUGGAGCUGCCGGCGGACAGUACCUGGUUUCCCUCAUUGAGAGUAAAUUAGGAUGGAUGUGGGUCUUCUAUUUUUUCAUACUCAUGACGGGGUUCAGCAUAAUAUUCAUCAUUCCUCUCAUCAUUAGUGAGCUUCGCUCCAUGUGCAGAGACAGACAAACCAGGACACACCAGCUCUGAGACCUUCCUGCUAUUUUGGCCUAUCAUGUAUAGGGUUAGUAACAGAGAAGGUGGACGUUACUCCAUUUUAUUCUCUUGGCUAGCUUUUCUCUUGGUUACUUUUUAGCUUUUUUAAUUCAUUAAUUUAAAUUGAUUAAAUAGGUAGAGGUUAAUAGAAGUGAUUAGCCACAGUUUAAUGUCAUUUGUGGCUUAACAAAUUGGCAUUGACAAUCAGCUCAACCAAUCUUUUGUCAACAGAGAUGUGCAUUUAAUAUUUUCACACUCUGUCUUUAAUGAAGAGAAACCAAGUUUCAUGUGAGAUGAUGUUUGGUUUAAUACCUGCGUAAAUGUUCGAAACAACAGCAGUUCAGCAGUAAAUUAACAUGGUUAACACCACAGCUACUGAUGUCCAUUUAUCUGUGUAGCAGGACAUCUUUUUUCCGACCACCCAAUUGGAUCAGAUUGUAUAAAUCAAACUAUACCGUUGCAUUGGUCUGGCAGCAUUUGCUUUGUUUGUCUCAUGUUCUGGCAUUCACCUUUACAUAGUGGAGAAGUCCUGCAUCCCUGGUACAUGUGCAGAUAAGGAAAACUCUUCUUUACAAACAGGCACAAUUCUUAAAAGCAUUUGGGAAAGAUCUAUGCAUUAUGUAUUGCUGUCAGUGCCUCUAUUCAGGCCUCUGUUUUGAUCCUGGAGUGAGACUAGCAUUUUGGCCUUUCCCCAAAAAGAGAGGAGUUAGCCAACAGUUUCUAACAUUUUUAACUCCAUUCAGCUCCAAGUAGCUCUAAUAUAUAUAAAAACCUAUACAUAGGCAUAAAUAAAAGUAGAAAGAUAGCUGUGUGUUCAUGCUUUUUAAAUUGAAUAUUUAUGAUUUUUUAAAAUACCAAAUUUAAUUUACUGGCUGCUGUGAGGGGCAGGACCCUCAUUACUGUGGUUGGUAUGUGCAUAUAGAGAUGCACUGUGAGUCAUUCCAGAUUUUGCUGAUGUAGCUAAGUCUUCUGAUGGGUAGGAAGUAGAAUUUUCUGUGGUGCUUCUGGGAACUUUUUAAAAUGGGAAUUAAUUCAUUUGAAAUGUUGUUUUUUUUUUUAAGCAUUGUAGUGUUAAAAAUAUGUGAUGUUUUGUUAAAGACUUGGAUUUUAAUAUUGCCUUCAUAAUUGAAGUUGAAGUUGAAAAAAUGUCCAUCAUAAAGCCUACUUGCAUCAUAAACAUCCUGUUGUCUUGGAAACUACUAAAAUGUUUUUCAAAAUCCUUUUCUUUUUACAUAUAUGUAAAA
Molecule: messenger RNA, 2906 nt
Organism: Electrophorus electricus (electric eel)
Lineage: Eukaryota; Metazoa; Chordata; Actinopteri; Gymnotiformes; Gymnotidae
Gene: slc37a3
Product: solute carrier family 37 member 3
Biological process (GO): transmembrane transport
Cellular component (GO): endoplasmic reticulum membrane
Molecular function (GO): transmembrane transporter activity
Source: RefSeq, a predicted model, not a curated record